GCUGCCAAGUGUAAUUUUUCUUGCCACGAAACCUGAGUAAAUCGACAGAUAUGGCGUUUGAAUUUGGUGACACGAGGCUGACACUCCUCAUCAACGCAGGGAUGUCAAUUCUAGGCUUCCUGCUGUGCCUCAGUGUUAUCCCAAAGUUUAAAGAUAUGUUUAUCAAGGCAAACCUGUAUGGCAUCGAUUUAUGUAAACCGACCAAAGAACGAAUCCCUGAAGCUCUGGGUGUGAUCUGUGGGGCUGUGUUUCUCAUACUGAUGUUUCUUUUCAUCCCGGUUCCAUUCUACAAGCACCUCGCAGAUAACGAAAAGGGAAAAUUUCCACACCAAGAGUAUAUUGAGUUUCUGGCUGCUGUUCUCUCCAUAUGUUGCAUGAUAUUUCUCGGAUUCGCCGAUGAUGUCCUUGACCUCAAGUGGCGACACAAACUGCUGCUUCCGACAAUGGCCUCACUGCCGCUGUUGAUGGUGUAUUUUGUCAACGUUGGCUCGACAACGAUCAUUGUGCCAAAGCCACUCCGUCUCUUGUUGGGCUACGACGUUAAUUUAGGCAUCUUGUACUAUGUCUAUAUGGGUAUGCUGGCAGUGUUUUGUACAAACGCGAUCAAUAUCUUGUCUGGAAUUAAUGGACUUGAAGUCGGGCAGUCGUGGAUAAUCGCAUUUUCUGUCAUCGUCCAUAACUUGAUGGAGUUGUCAGGAGAGUAUCGACAUCACCAUGUGUUCUCCAUGUAUUUCUUGAUGCCGUUUCUGGCUGUGUGCUCGGCUUUACUCUAUUACAACUGGUAUCCGUCUCAGGUGUUUGUGGGCGACACGUUUUGCUACUUCUCUGGAAUGACAUUCGCUGUCGUGGCGAUCAUUGGCCACUUCAGUAAAACCAUGCUUCUCUUUUUCAUCCCGCAAGUGGCCAACUUCAUAUACUCCAUCCCCCAGCUCUUCAAGUUUAUACCUUGUCCUAGGCAUAGGUUACCAAGGUACAACCAUGAAACUGAUAAAGUGGAGAUUAGUUACACAAAAUUUAAAGAAAAAGACCUCGGCUUUAUCGGCAAAAUGUUUUUAAAAUUGUACAGGGUGUGUUUUGUCCUCCAUUUUAAAACUGGUGUCGGAGAAGAUUCGGAGUUUACAGAAUGUAACAACUUUACACUGAUUAAUUUAAUUCUUCGAUUCAUUGGGCCUCUCCACGAGAAGACGCUAGUUAUUAUUUUAUUAAUAUUCCAGGUUUUCUGCAGUAUCAUAGCUUUACUCAUUCGCUACCAGCUGUCUCGGCUCUUUUACGACUCCUAGUGGUACCUCAUAUCAAACCAACUGCUCAUUCAACAGUCGUGGCAAUAUGGAUUCCUAUCCCCAGAUCCAAACUGUGGCUUUCAACAGUUCAAGAGGGUGUUUUCUCCAUUAUGCUCAUUGUUUUUAAUGGGCAUUUAUUGCAGGACAGUUGAAUCCCGUUGGCUUGAAUCUCGUCGGUGCCCGAAAAAGUGUUCGACCCAUCGGUAGUUCGACCUAAUUAUUCGGUUGACAUCAUGUAAGUUUAAUUCGGGAUUUCAUUUUUGGUUCGAGCAUUGCAGUGUAUUCGACCCUUCCUUACGUUCAUGUAUGGGAUCUGUAGAGUUAUUUUUAAAAAUUAAAUCGGAAUAUAUCGCUGCGUUGUGGUGUAUUCAACCCUCCCGAGUUGACCCAACGAGAUUCUACUGUCUUUUAAUUUUAUUGUAUUAUUUGGAGAAAAAAAUCACGAAAAGAAAGUCGGGUUUAGCUCUGGGUAAGCAGAAAAUUUCGCCAAAUUAUCUAUUAAAUUAAAAAAGAAUUUGCAGAAAGUUUAUUAUUUUUUAAUAAAAUAUCAAUUUUUACAUAUUAUAAUAAAAUUUGCCUCUUUUUUUUUUAAACAUUUGCAAUUGGCCAGUGCCAGAGCUAGUCCGGAAAGUACUUAUUAUCAUGGAUUGUGUGAUUCAAACAGAAUGUGUUAUAUAGCUACAACAUACACAUGUUAAAAUAUUCCGUUAUUUUGUUUUUGUUUUGUUUUGUUAAAAUAUUAUUUGGGAGUAUGCAAUUCCCAGCGUGUGUAUGUGCAUGUCGUGAAAUGUAUAGCAAUGUGUAUGAAUUGUAGUUAAUGUGGUUGCUCUGCAGUGUGAAGUGUAUGAAUUGUAGUUAAUGUGGUUGCUAUGCAGUGUGAAGUGUGUAGCAAUGUGUAUGAAUUGUAGUUAAUGUGGCUGCUAUGCAGUGUGAAGUGUAUAGCAAUGUGUAUGAAUUGUAGUUAAUGUGGUUGCUAUGCAGUGUGAAAUGUAUAGCAAUGUGUAUGAAUUGUCAAUAUGGUUGCUAUGCAGUGUGAAGUGUAUAGCAAUGUGUAUGAAUUGUUAAUAUGGUUGCUAUGCAGUGUGAAGUAUAUAGCAAUGUGUAUGAAUUGUAGUUGAAGGGACAGACCCUAGUUUCAACGCGUGAAAAUUAACACUAAGUUUAGUUAAUCUACAAACCCGUAACACAUUUGGAUAAAGUUAGAAUUGACUGAAACAUGAGUCAGUGACUUUGAAAUGGUGAAAUACCCUCUAAAAAUAGACUAAAACUCGACUCCAUGACUGUUACUUCUUAGUGUUUAAAAAGUAGGGUAUGACCCUUUAAUGUGGUUGCUAUACAGUGUGAAAUGUGCAGGAUGUAAGCUAUCGCUCGUCAAAUGCAAAUAAAGUUUAAUUUGUGUUCUAUAUUUCAUUACUACAUUAAUUCACAAAAAAAGCUAAUUAGAAAAUUAUCUGUCAUUUAUAGAAUGAUGUACUGCCAUUUUUGCUGUUUGGCUAAGGUCUCACUACACAGAUGUCAUCUCUCAUUGAAAUCCAUGUUAAAUUGCCCAACUUCAAAUGAAGAUUAUCAAUAGAACGGGUUCUCGUUGGCACUAACAACAUACAUGUACACCAUUGCAAACAUAUAUUAUAUAAGCAUUUGUUUUCACUCCAAAAUUUAGAACAUUUUCGUCUCAGUUGUUUGCUUCUGGCUAUAGUACUGGUCCGAACAGGUGGUUCAUUAACCGAUUCAAACCGACUGUCUCUUGCGCUAUACACCCAUGUCCCAAAGAGUCAAUGCACAAUAUUACAAAAUAACGUGGACAAAACCCAACCA
Molecule: messenger RNA, 3095 nt
Organism: Gigantopelta aegis
Lineage: Eukaryota; Metazoa; Mollusca; Gastropoda; Neomphalida; Peltospiridae
Product: UDP-N-acetylglucosamine--dolichyl-phosphate N-acetylglucosaminephosphotransferase-like
Exons: 8
Coding region: 51-1280 (409 amino acids)
Biological process (GO): protein N-linked glycosylation; dolichol-linked oligosaccharide biosynthetic process
Cellular component (GO): membrane
Molecular function (GO): UDP-N-acetylglucosamine-dolichyl-phosphate N-acetylglucosaminephosphotransferase activity
Source: RefSeq, a predicted model, not a curated record